UUUUCAUCUAAUUUUUUUGAGUUUUUAAUUGAAAAAAGCUCGCUGGGAUAUAUAUAGGGUUCUAUGUAGUUCUCUCCUCCUGAUAAAGUGAAGCUACGGCUGUAGUUCGCUUUGUCUCGAGGGCUUCGUCGGAGAUUAUUCGCCAAAAUCGGAAAUAAUUAUCGAAGUCCAUACAGAUUCCAAAAGUUGGAGUUGAGUUGAAAAGAAGAAAGGCGAAGACUUUUCACGGAUCCGAUUUUUUUCUUUAGAAAAAUAUUGCGAAAUUUUCGAUUGUGGGAAACGAAAGAAAAUCAGAUCACAUCCUUUUUAUUAAAAAAAAAAAAGGCUUUUGAGACUCUGAUUCCAGUUUAUUGAAUCGGUCUCUGUUUGGCAAUAAUUGCAGUUCCCCUGUUUUACUUUCACCUUUAUUGAAUUCGGAAUCCAACACACACAGAUGGUAGUAAAAGUAGCCGCGGCCGGUUUCCAAUGGUCGCAGCCGAUUCUUCCUCACUCUCCAUCGUCUUCCCAAACUUUAGCUUCCGCAAUCUCAUCCCCUUCUUCCUCGAAGCGCCGGUGCCGCGGCGAAGGCGGACCCCUCGUGUGCCGCCACGUUCAGCGACUGCACCGCUCUGCUUUGCUUGGAACGCCGUCCACGAGGCUUCACAGGUCUUGGUCCUGCGAAUUACCGAAGACAAAGCUUAAAACCAUUAGUAGAGCCACCAGUGCGAGCUUGGACGCCUUCUCGGAUGACGAAUUUUCGAAGAAGAUUCAGGAAUUGGCUCUCAGAUUCCAACUCUCCGACGACAGCGACGAAGAUUCGGAAUCCAGAGAUAGUAGCAGCAAUACCGCCGUUAAUAGUACUUCGGAAAGUUCUCGCAGUUUCAUUGAAGAACCUUCGAGAAUAAACACCAGCGUCAACUCUGUAGAGGAUCGGAAUCUAUUCGCGCAGCCUCCGGAUUGGCCGGCGGAGGCGGAGGGCGAGAUAAUUCCGGUGAGCAUCGAACGGAAGGCGAACAGCGUCGAUUUGCCGCUCUCGCUCCGAAUUAUAAAGAGGAAGAUACAAUGGCAGGACAGCUUCAGGGAAGCAGGGGAAUCGGCUUAUUGCUCGGUGAAGGCGGCGUUCUCGUCGAUGGUGUUUAUAAUCCGUGAGCUUCAUAGUUACACUUUACAGAUGAGAGAACUCCUCUUCUUCGAAGAUCUGCAGGGGAUUCUCAGCCGAGUCCAGAAGGAAAUGCACGCUUCCUUCGUUUGGCUCUUCCAACAAGUGUUCUCUCACACGCCGACUUUGAUGGUCUACGUGAUGAUCCUCCUCGCCAAUUUCACCGUCUACUCGAUGGGACACAACGCCAUCGCGGCCCCGUCGCCGCCCGCUGUGGAUACCGCUUCGGUGCUUGAAGUUCAGGAUCACAAUAACCAGAAAUUCGAUUCCUCGGCGAUCAAGACUUUUUCGGUGUCGUUUUCUGGCUGGAAGACGACGUCGAUCGGAGGAAACAAUGGAGGCGGAGGAAAAGUCCCGCCGGUGGCGAGCGGGACCGAUGGCGACGGAGGGUUUAACCAGUCGGACCAGUACCGGGCGGUUCUGCCUGAUGGGGCUUCGCAGUUGCCAUCGGCGGGGUCGCCGGUGUCGGAGGCCAGGGAAGAAGAGGUGGCAUUGUGGAAUUCGAUUGUGAAUGAGGCUUCGGAAAUGCAGGCUUUGUUAAGAGACGAAGCUCUGGAUCGGGAGACGAUUCAGAAGUUCGUUUCGCCGGUGAAUGCGAAGAUUGAAUCAGAUGAUUACGAAGAAUAUUUCAGAACGGAUCUUCUCUACCAAACGAGCUUGUCUCAAGAUCCCAAUAACUCUCUCCUCCUCGCGAACUAUGCUCAGUUCCUUCACCUCGUUGCCCACGAUUACGACAGAGCGGAUGAUUACUUUAAGAGAGCAACGGCGGUGGAGCCAGCGGAUGCAGAGGCGUAUAAUAAAUACGCGACGUUUCUUUGGAGGAUUCGAAACGACUUGUGGGCUGCCGAGGAGACCUUCUUGGAAGCCAUUUCCGCCGACCCGGGAAACUCCCACUACGCCGCUAACUACGCUCACUUCCUCUGGAACACCGGUGGCGAGGACACGUGUUUCCCUCUCAGCUCCCCUGAAGCUGACAUCACCCAAGAAUCUUGAAAACAAAAAAAAAAUGAUUUUUUAUAAAAAAAAUACCCCACCAAAAAAAAAAAACUCAA
This is a messenger RNA of Morus notabilis, 2190 nucleotides long. RefSeq lists its product as uncharacterized. The transcript is spliced from 3 exons. NCBI's taxonomy places the organism in Eukaryota, Viridiplantae, Streptophyta, Magnoliopsida, Rosales, Moraceae. Gene Ontology annotation, molecular function: protein binding. The record is from RefSeq and is a predicted model, not a curated record. Bases 434 to 2131 code for a protein of 565 amino acids.